AUGGCGGACGAUGAGAAAAGGGUGUUCGCCUUAAUUAGCGCCAUCGGCACGAUUCGCGAUCAGCUGCGACAGAACAUCGACGGCUUGCGACAUAUCCACAAUCGUUGGAGAGAUAGCGAUGGCUCUUCCAUCAACCUCAUCGCGCAACUAACAGCAUUGAAGUCUAGUCUCGGUAACAUCCUGGACUGGCUCAAUUAUGCUAUUAGCGACCUCCAUCCACAACUGGUAUCCGACUUGGACGUACUAGCGCAUUCUUGUGGGCUGCUGGUACGCCAUGUAGAUGCCCUGAAUGCGCGUCUGGACUACCGGGACCAUGGUGCUGUCGAUGUCGCUUCCAAACUAAAAUACAGCGUCGCUAGUAGAUCUAUGGAGCGAUUGCAGCAGGUUGCGCAACGACAGAAUGACGCCGUGAACUUGUUACUUGCGGCAUGCCAAUGUACUGCACAAGCGCAACGAAAGAUCCUGCUUCAUAAGAGCCGCCAGAUCAGGAAGGAAGAUGCGGCAAAUCUGAGGACCCUCACCCAAUCCUCGAAAUUAAACGGCGCUUGCAUUACAAGCCUUGCGCAAUUAUCGCGAUUCAUCCAAUGGCUCAGACUAUUGUUCCACAUGAAGAUUGUGCGGAACGAUUUCGAUGGAACGAUCACACCAUCGGACGAAGAGUACGAGCAUAUGGCAGCAAUCAACCGGUCCGAAGCAAUAGAUCGCGCUUUGGAGAGAGAAGCUACUAACCUUCGGCACGAGACUAAGCUGGUCCUUGUAGGCAAUCCACAGGGUGGCAAAGAGCUGAUAAUGCAUCAGCUGAAAGUGCAGUUCGCCGAAGGUUAUGAUAAGACGGAAGAACGAUUGAAGUACCGCCCCGCAGUUUACCAAGUUGUAAGAUCGCUCAUAUCGUCGAUCACGAACUUACUCACAGAAACUGGCGUUACGCUCUCUGCCGAACUGACCCACGACUUCGCCAUCUUGUUGCACGAGCUAGACGCCAGAGAGGACGGCAUAUCGUCUGACGCCGUCAAGGCAAUCACCAGAAUCUGGUCCUGUCCCGAAUUCUCCAAACUAUACGUCCGGAACUUCGAGAUCGAAUUCCCGCAGUACGCGCCAUACUUCGUGCAAGAAGCACCACGCAUAGCCGAGGAAGAUUAUGUCCCUAGCGAGGCCGACAUCAUUCGCCUAACCCGAUCUGGUGGUGGCAUCAACGAAACACGCUUCAACUGGGACGAGCUAGAUAUCCACCUCUUCAACAUCAAAGGCUACGUCCCUCAACACUUCAAGGAGCGCUGGUACCAUCAACUCGAAGACGCGACUGCCGUCAUCUUCACUGUCGACGUAUCCCUCUACAACAAGCCCAGCCCCGAACGGCCCUCCGAAUCCAUCCUAGUCCACGAAUUCGAAGGCUUCGAACAAUGGGUAAAUCGUCCCGGUUUCGCCAAAUCUACCAUCAUCCUCAUCCUGAACAACUUUACCCGCUUCGUGAGCAAAAUGGCUUAUGCACCCCUGGAAAAGCUCUUCCCCGAUUACGUCCGCAACGAAUCCGAUCCGGAAUUGAGUGCACGCCAAUACAUUCUCCGGCGUUUCAAGAACAUGAAUCAUCAGUGUCUCUCCAUCUUUUCCUUCUGGGUCGAUUUGGAUUCAAGCGACAAUCAGCACUUGUACGGUGCGCUUAAGAAGACGCUGAGCCAGGUUCAGGCGAGGAAGGCGCAGGAACAGGCUUGGUCUGAAGGGCUUUCGGCUACGACAGAGUCGGAUAGGCCGUCUACGAAUGGGCUGUCGGUUGCGCUGAGUCCGACAAGGAGUCGAAGUCGAAGUCGGGGGAAGAAGAAGUAG
Messenger RNA from Alternaria novae-zelandiae, 1821 nucleotides. RefSeq lists its product as uncharacterized. Gene Ontology annotation, cellular component: heterotrimeric G-protein complex. Gene Ontology annotation, molecular function: G-protein beta/gamma-subunit complex binding; guanyl nucleotide binding; GTPase activity. Bases 1 to 1821 code for a protein of 606 amino acids. The transcript is spliced from 2 exons. Gene Ontology annotation, biological process: adenylate cyclase-activating G protein-coupled receptor signaling pathway. The record is from RefSeq and is a predicted model, not a curated record. NCBI's taxonomy places the organism in Eukaryota, Fungi, Ascomycota, Dothideomycetes, Pleosporales, Pleosporaceae.